Messenger RNA from Diabrotica balteata, 1415 nucleotides. The record is from the annotation of a GenBank genome assembly. NCBI's taxonomy places the organism in Eukaryota, Metazoa, Arthropoda, Insecta, Coleoptera, Chrysomelidae.
AGGUUAUAUUUACAUAUUUAAAUAAAUAUGGUAUAAAAGUAGAACAAUUCGUAGAAACAAACUUGCCGAUGUUCACAGUUGGCAAGGAGUGGUCGUAUAGUUUUAAGAAGUAUUUUUAAAAGUAUUACAGUUAAACAAAAUGUCUGAGGUGUAUAUAGUUGCGGCCUGUAGGACUCCUAUAGGGAGCUUUCAAGGACAGUUUGAAAAACAUUCUGCUGUUGAAUUAGGAACUGUUGCGAUCGCUGAAGCUGUUAAACGAGCAAGUCUUCAACCAGAAGAUGUAAACCAAGUUAUAAUGGGGCAGGUUUUAACCGCCGGUCAAGGCCAGAACCCCGCAAGACAAGCUGCAUUGGGAGCUAAAAUUCCUACAAGCAGCACGGCGUAUACGUUGAAUUUGCUUUGCGGAUCAGGACUUAAGACCGUUGCAUUAGGAUAUCAAGGAAUUAAAAACGGAGACUAUGAAGUAAUUGUAGCAGGAGGACAAGAAAGUAUGACCAGAGCUGAGCACUCAGCUUAUCUUCGAAACGCCAAGAUGGGAAACUUAAAUUUGUCAGAUACGUUACUAAAAGAUGGACUGCACGAUGCUGUUAACAAAGAUACUCAUAUGGGCCACACCGCUGAAAAUUUAGCAAAAAUUUACGGUAUUUCGCGAGAAGCUCAGGACGAGUUUGCCUGCAAAUCGCAGAAUAAAACUGAGAAGGCUGUAACCGACGGUUUUUUCGAAAAGGAAAUUGUUGGCGUGCCCGACAAAAAGACUGGCAACCUAAUAGCAAAAGAUGAAUUUCCCAAAUUUGGAACGACCGUUGAAAAACUAUCGAAAUUCAGGCCUUGUUUUAUAUCCAAUGGUACUGUUACAGCUGGAAAUGCUUCAGGGAUCAAUGACGGUGCCGCAGCAGUAUUACUUGUUAGCGAAAAACAGUUAAAACAAAGACAGUUGACGCCUUUUAGCGCGAAUCGUGGGAUUUGCAGAGGAUGGAGUUGAUCCUAUGAUCAUGGGUAUGGGUCCAGUUGGAGCUGUUAAUAAGCUUUUAAAGAAAAUUGGUUGGUCCAAAGAAGAAGUUGACCUUUACGAGCUGAACGAAGCCUUUGCUGUUCAAAGUAUCGCUGUGAACAAAGAUCUCGGCAUAGACGCCUCUAAAAUAAACAUCACAGGUGGCGCUAUCGCGUUGGGUCACCCGUUAGGUUGUUCCGGAACCAGAGUUCUCGUUACUCUGAUCCAUAAUCUGCACAGAUUGGACUUGAAGAAAGGUGUUGCUGCGUUAUGUAUUGGAGGAGGAAUGGGAAUUGCACUAGCUGUUGAAGUUUAACCAAAAAAUUACUGUUGAGAGUUGCCUGUUCAGUAUGAAGUUUAUUUAUACAUUUUAUCGAGAUAUAUUUUGUAUUUUGUGACAAUGGACAAAUACAUUUUUUAAUGU